AUGUCUGACAAACCCGAUAUGGCUGAGAUGGAGAAAUUUGAUAAGUCGAAAUUGAAGACAGAAACGCAAGAGAAAAAUCCUCUGCCUUCAAAAGAAACGAUUGGACAGGAGACGCAAGCAGGCGAAUGGUAAUGAGGCGUGCACCACCAGUAUGCACCGUA
Ictidomys tridecemlineatus (thirteen-lined ground squirrel) is the source of this 161-nucleotide messenger RNA. NCBI's taxonomy places the organism in Eukaryota, Metazoa, Chordata, Mammalia, Rodentia, Sciuridae. The record is from RefSeq and is a predicted model, not a curated record.